This is a messenger RNA of Enterobius vermicularis (human pinworm), 1584 nucleotides long. The record is from the annotation of a GenBank genome assembly. NCBI's taxonomy places the organism in Eukaryota, Metazoa, Nematoda, Chromadorea, Rhabditida, Oxyuridae.
UUGAUAACAGCUUUUUCAAGUUGUAGGAAAAAAGAUAAGGAUAAACCAGAAAGUGUGAGAAAUAGUAACAUUGUUGCUGCAAAGGCUGUAGCAGAUGCCGUGCGAACAAGCCUAGGUCCAAAAGGGAUGGAUAAAAUGAUUGAGACGGGCAGUGGUGAAGUUACUAUUACAAAUGAUGGCGCAACGAUUUUGAACCAAAUGAGUGUAAUUCAUCCGACUGCCAAAAUGCUCGUGGAAUUGUCUAAAGCUCAGGAUAUAGAAGCAGGUGAUGGAACAACAACUGUUGUCGUUCUUGCUGGCGCAUUCCUUGAUGCUGCAGAGAAGCUUUUAUCUAAAGGAAUUCACCCAACUACAGUGUCUGAAUCAUUCUUAAGAGCUUCAGCGGAGGUAGAGAAAAUUUUGGAAACUAUGGCAGUUCCAGUUGACCUAAAUGAUGAUGAGAAGCUGGUUAAGAUAGCAACUACUAGUCUUAAUUCAAAAGUUGUAUCUCAACAUUCAUGGAUGCUUGCUCCUAUGGCUGUGAAUGCAGUUAAAAAAAUCAUCAACCCUGAUACGGAUAGGAAUGUGGAUUUACGAAUGAUAAAGAUAGUUAAGAAGUUAGGAGAAACUGUUGAAGAAUCAAGGUUGGUAGAUGGUGCGCUGAUAAACCAAAAGACAAUGGGCCGUGGAGGACCAACACGUGUAGAAAAGGCGAACAUUGGGCUUAUUCAGUUUCAGCUUAGCCCGCCGAAAACUGACAUGGAAAACCAAGUUAUCAUAUCUGACUAUACACAAAUGGAUCGAGCGCUAAAAGAGGAGCGCACGUACAUACUGGAUUUGUGUAAACAAAUCAAAAAGGCUGGCUGUAAUGUUCUGCUAAUCCAGAAAAGCAUCCUCAGAGAUGCAGUAAGCGAAAUGGCGCUUCAUUUUUUGGCAAAAAUGAAAAUUAUGGUUGUGAAAGAUAUUGAAAGAGAUGACAUUGAGUUUUAUUCGAGGAUUCUUGGUUGCCGACCUGUUGCUUCUGUUGAUCACUUUGUCUCAGAUGCACUGGGGUAUGCUGAUGUAGUGGAACAGAUUACGACUUCAGGAGAUGAAAGAGUUAUUCAGGUUACUGGAGUUCAAAACCCAGGUCAUGCUGUAUCUGUUUUAUUACGAGGCUCUAAUAAAUUGGUGCUUGAAGAAGCUGAACGUUCUCUUCAUGACGCUCUUUGUGUAAUUCGGUGCCUUGUCAAGAAACGUGCAUUACUUCCAGGUGGUGGGGCUCCCGAAAUGGAAGUAGCAGUUCAGCUGAGGCAGAGGGCGCAAGAGAAACUUGGAGCUGAACAGUAUUGUUGGAAGGCGUUCGCGGAUGCUUUGGAGGUAAUACCAUACACGCUUGCCGAAAACGCGGGGUUAAGUCCAAUAGCUACAGUGACUGAGCUGAGAAAUCAACAUGCAAAAGGAAAUAAAAAUUAUGGAGUCAAUGUUCGAAAGGGUUAUGUAACAGAUAUUCGGGAAGAAAAUGUACUGCAGCCGUUGCUUGUGACUGUGUCGGCGAUAAAGCAGUCUACUGAGUGUGUGCGGUCGAUACUUAAGAUUGAUGAUAUUGUGGUUGCUGUUCGUUAG